Sebastes umbrosus (honeycomb rockfish) is the source of this 4812-nucleotide messenger RNA. It is a transcript of the gene cdk6, whose product is annotated as cyclin-dependent kinase 6. Gene Ontology annotation, molecular function: cyclin binding; ATP binding; cyclin-dependent protein serine/threonine kinase activity. Gene Ontology annotation, biological process: regulation of G2/M transition of mitotic cell cycle; protein phosphorylation; cell dedifferentiation. The transcript has 8 exons. Gene Ontology annotation, cellular component: cytoplasm; cyclin-dependent protein kinase holoenzyme complex; nucleus. The record is from RefSeq and is a predicted model, not a curated record. NCBI's taxonomy places the organism in Eukaryota, Metazoa, Chordata, Actinopteri, Perciformes, Sebastidae. The coding region runs from base 708 to 1688 and encodes 326 amino acids.
GCGUGGGAAAGAAAGCCAGGCAGAGACUCAGCUCACACACACACACACACACACACACACAGGAGGAGCUGCAGGGCUGCUGCUGCUGCUGCUGCAAGUUGCAUAGUUGCAUAGGGCCUAUCCGGGGAUGUAGCCUAUGGAAGAAAAAAAAAAAAGAAGAAAGAAAGAAGAAAAUCCAAAAGAAGAGUUUUUUGGAGGGGCUGUAUCACGCGUUUGCCUUUGUCCUAUGACCCCCUCCUCCUCCUCCCAUCAUCCUCUCCUCUCCACACACCCCCACAUGUUGCAGUGAGAGUGUGUGUGUGUGUAAAAACCCUCCACCUUCCUCCUCCUCCUCCUCCUCCUCCCUUGUUUGAGUGUCUCUGCUCUGGGGUUGGUGCAUGCACUCUGAGGGAUGGGGGAUUAGAUCUGCACCGUCCAACUACCUGUGUGGCCCCCUGCAUGGAUGGAGGAAGGACAGUGGACGGUGAUGCGUUUAGAGGCACAUAAGGGACAUUUUUUAACCAAAUGCCUCCUCAUCAGCAUUUUUUUUUUUUUUUUAUCGGACAUGUCGACAUUUUUUAUUGACAACACAAUAAGGCAUUGCAUGUGCCACCAACUUUUCUCUGUGAAUAUGCCUUUGUGAAGGAGCUCGCCGGGAUUCCCCCCCUGCAAUAUUUCCAACCAAGAGAAGAGAAGACGAGACGACACAAGACAAAACAUCUGCAAAAAUGGACAAAGAAAGUACUGGUACUACUCAAUAUGAACCCGUGGCCGAGAUUGGAGAAGGCGCUUAUGGGAAAGUGUACAAGGCGAGGGACUUGAAGAACGGGGGACGUUUUGUAGCCCUGAAAAGAGUCCGGGUCCAGACGGAGGAAGAGGGGAUGCCUCUGUCCACCAUCCGGGAGGUGGCGGUACUGAGGCAGCUGGAGGCCUUUGAGCACCCCAAUGUUGUCAGGUUGUUUGAUGUGUGUACAGUCUCUCGAACUGACCGAGAAACCAAACUCACCCUGGUCUUUGAGCACGUGGAUCAGGACCUGACCACGUACCUGGAGAAGGCCCCUGACCCCGGAGUACCACCUGAGACCAUCAAGGAUAUGAUGUACCAGCUGCUCCAGGGGCUGGACUUCCUGCACUCGCACCGCGUGGUUCACCGUGACCUGAAGCCCCAGAACAUCCUGGUCACCAGCGGAGGACAGAUUAAACUGGCCGACUUUGGUCUUGCCCGCAUCUACAGCUUCCAGAUGGCGCUCACCUCUGUGGUGGUGACGCUGUGGUACAGAGCCCCAGAGGUGCUGCUCCAGUCCAGUUACGCCACGCCGGUGGACCUGUGGAGCGUCGGCUGCAUCUUCGCUGAGAUGUUCAGGAGAAGACCGCUAUUUCGAGGAAACUCAGAUGUUGAUCAGCUGGGAAAGAUUUUUGAUGUUGUUGGGGUACCUUCUGCGGAGGACUGGCCCCAGGAAGUGGCCCUACCACAGAGUGCCUUCACCCCCCGGCCCCCUAAGCCAAUAGAGGACUUAGUUCCAGACAUGGACGAGCAAGGACGGGCCCUCUUAAUGCAAUUCCUCGCCUUCAACCCCUCCAGGAGAAUAUCGGCUUUUGCCGCACUCAGCCACCCCUAUUUUCAAAGCGUGGACAGCCACAGUAGAAGUGUGUACGCGGCCCAGCCCAUCCCCAGCAACAAGCCCACUAUGGAGGAGAGGACUGCCUGACCGUCCUCCUUCACCCUUAAUCAUCCCACACAGUGUCUAUAAAAAGUAUUGUGCGCACCCCGCCUUGGUGUUUUUCAUGUUUUAUUAUUAUUACAGUGUUAAAUUAAGGUGUGUUAAUCAAGCUUUUUUGACACUGACAGAUCUUAAAUGUCAAAGUGAAAAUAAAUCAGUAGAAAUAGAUGUAAUUUUAAUACAAAUAUAAAUCAAAAAGUGAUUGAUACUGAGGCAUGUAUAGGCACCCUUAGUAUCAUUUACAGCCUUGAGUCUAUGUGAUUAAAUCAUUCUUCUUUGGAAAAAUCCUCGAAAAAGUCUUCUGCCAACAUGACAGCAGCUUUUCCUCCAGGAUUCUUCUGUAUUUUGCUGCAUUUAUUUUACUUCUUACCAUUGCUACAACAUGAUGCUACCAGCCUUCGGCUCUGCAUAGCAUUUAGUUUGUUGGUCAAAAAGCUUGGUUGUGGUGUCAUCCCACCAUGGAGCCUUCUUUUGCUCCCACAUGCCUUUUGGGCAAAUACAAGCGGAAAUGUCAUGCGAUUUUUCAACAGUGGCUUUCUCUUUGCCAGUUGGCCGUAGAGCGAGAUAUGCAGCAGUUGCUGUCAGGUCAAAGUCUCCCAGUUAGGGAACGCUGUACCUCCUUCAGUGUCCACAGACCUCAUUGUGGCCUUAUUGCCUCUUCGCACAUACCCUUUAAGAUGAUCUGCUCUAGACAGAUUUGUGCCUCAUACUCAAGUACCUUCACAUUUUACUGGUAUCCUUCCACUGAUUGGUUCUUUUCAAUAAUAAAUAUUGUAGUUUAUGUCAGCUGUUGACCCCCUUCAGAUACAGAUGCAUUUAACUAAAAAUCACAAAAACAGUUGGAUGCACCAGUUAUACUUGUGAUUUAGAUCCAUUUGUAGAGAUUUGUUUUCUCUUUAACUUUAAAAAGACCUUUUUUUUUUAUUAUAAUCAGUGUCAAAAAAGCUUAAUCAACUGUGAUUUUGUACUGUACAUAAAACCAAAACAUGAAAUAGACCAAUACUUUUUUAUAGACAAUGUACAGAGCUCAAGGAAAGUACUCCUAAAUAGAGGGUAAAGAUAGUGUCAAGAAAGAUGACACCAACGCUCUCACCCCCCCUCGGAAAAAAUGCACGAAAGCUAUCCUCCUUCCAUGAACUGAUGGAUUGUAAUUGCUGCUUUUAGGUUGUUAAAUGUUGAUGAUUGACUGUGUUAACAAUGCAAAGAGACUUGCAUCUCAGAUUGACUGGUAGUAGUGGGCAAGCGGACUUUAGAGGCCACGAAGCAGACGCCUCUUUAUGACCAGUGUUUAGCCUCACAAGAGCCCUCUCGACCGGAGGAGCGAACCACACAGGAGCCUGGGUGGACAGCAUGGAUCUCACCUGCCUUCAUGCUCACUGUGGGUGUGUGCAGUGAGCAGAUAUACAGUACAAGCACGCUCACAGAUAUGUACUUUUAAGUGUGUGCACUACCACUGACAUUAGCAUGUACACAACUUCUUAUAGAAACAUUAUUGGGCAUCACAAGCCAGCCACUCACUGCCAUGUCUUAUCAUUCCAGUCCUACGUUUAUUAUAAUACUGCCACCUUGAGGAUGUCCUGAGUAACUGCAGACCAGUAGCGGGAUUCUAAUGGUUUCUGCACUCUUCAAGGAACUCAUCAUAAAUGGGCUGAUACCAUUGCUGAGACAAUGAUGAAAAGAACCUAACAGAAAUGUUCCUGCCACUCACUUGUCUGCCAUUUUAUCAUUCUAAGAUACAAUUAUUAUUUACUAUCCGAAUGUUACAGUAAUGCACAGGCUUGCAAUAGGUGGAGAAAGUCCCACCAGCACUAUUCAACAUGAAUACGUUUGGCACAGAAUAGUGUUGCCAAUAUUUAAUUUUAAUUUUAUUGACAAGUCUUAUAUACUUGUUUUCAUCAAGUUUUUUUUUUUUUUUUUUUAAGAUGCUGGGGCAUACAAUAUUCUUACACCAAUUACACCAACUCUUUAGAUGAUUAUAGAAUUUGUGUAAGAAUAGUUUGACAAUGUAAGGAAUGUAUAAAGGAUAGGCAUUGGUACUGUACAGUAUAGAGUGCUACAUACAAGCUGUAACGAUAGAAAACUUUUGAUACGUGCAUCGUCAGCCCAUAGAUAUGUCGUAAAAAUGGAUAGACGUAGAGUAUAGCGAGGGUUGGUGGAAUGUCGUUGGGCAAAGAGUAUUUUGUCUGUUGAAAAUGUCGGGCGGGCUCUGUGGGUGCUUGUUGAAUUUCAUUAGCUUUGGAUUGAGAGUGAAUUUUACAAUGGUUUUUGAUAAUGAAAUAAUGCAUAAAUAUGUUGUGUACAGUUGUUGCUUUAUUUUACAGUUAUGUCCAGUUAUAUUCAAUUUUUUUUUUUUUUUUACCAGCAAGGAAAAAGCAAGUUAUGCAGAGUUGUAUUUUUGUAUGUAGUAGUUCUUGCAGAACAGUAACAUAUUUUAACACUGGUUUAUGUUUUCUUAACAGGUAGUGCUGCUAGCACACACACACAGAAACACUCUUGACUGUCUCAGGUUCUUGUUAAGGUCGUCCGAACCUUUCGGGCACAGUUUGCACAUCCCUGGGCUACUAACUGACCACAUCACAACUCCUUCAGGUUUUCUUUCAAGCUGUCCCAUCAUCAUCGUGGAUCACAGUCUACUGUCAUUCCUAUUUAUCACAUAUGUUACUGUAGUCAUUACUGUCUGAAGAUAACUGCCUGUAUCAACUGUUUUAUUGUCAGCAACUUUUAAUUGCUAGAUGGCGAACACAAUGUAGAUUCAUGUAUAAUUGUCUGCUUGAAUAAGCACUGUGUGAAUUUUGAUAACGACUCACAUCUGGUGUCAGUGGCGCGUACAAUGCAAUGAAAGCUCUAAAUACAAUUCAAAUAAUACAAUAAACGCAUUUCAAUCUCAUAACACAAAACUGAAGUCCACUGUUGAGCUUUUAGAACUUUCACUGUUUUGAAACCAAUGUAUAUUUCAAAUUACACAUAUGUUCCUAUGUCACAUUUGUUUUAAGCAUAUGGAAAUGGCGAGUAGGAACAACACAAUCAUGGCAUUAUACUUGUGUAUUAAUGCAGGCAUUGGUGUCUUAUUAUUGUGUUGCACCAGUUGAAUAAAAAGCAGCUUUUUGUGAAA